UUUCAUCAGAGAGAGAGAGAGAGGGGAGAAAGGGGUUGCCUUUGCCUUCAAACAAAAAUAUCAAAAUCCCCGACAAAUAGAGCGAAUUUUGAUCAUAGAAAGAGAGUAGAGGGAUUAUUCUACUCGAUUUUUUUCUGGGCUUUCCCUUUUUAAAAUUUUUUUUUUCUUUGUUUGAUUGAAUCAGUGCUUAUAUAUUCUUAAUUAUAUUGGAGAGAUUGAUCGAGGCUUUGGAUUUCCCAAUCUCGAUCUCGUUCCUUCUUUUCUUCUCAUAAGUCCCUCGAUUAGGGUUUCUUUUUUUUUUUGUUCCUUUUCAUUAGUAUUCACGAGAUUUCAAGAUUUUGGACUGGCUCUAGUGGUUCUAGAUGAACCCUCUUCAGGGAUUUUUCUAGAAGUUUCGAAAUCGAGACCGAAAGCUUAGAGCUUGUCCAACAUUGGAAACAGGCUAUUGGGAAUUUUAGGCUGUUUCUGUUUAUGGUAACUAUUCUGUGUUUGAGCAUGGAAGAGGACUGCUGCUUACACUGAAUUCUCAUCGGUUUUUGCACAGUAACAGGAGAGUGAUCGGCCUUGUUGGUUUACUGGAAUUAGGUCUCUUCUCGGAUUCAGAUCGUGGGAUUUCUUCGGAAAACUAGAAGAAGUUGAGAAUUUUCUACGGAAUUUAAGAAUAUUUUUGGUGAUCCUUUGAGUUUUGAGGAGCUUUAGGUGAUGGGUUUUGACACAAUGGAGUAGUUCUGAUACGGGAAAUGAUUUUGAGGACAUGGUUGAUGAGAAGGAGAGAGUUCGGUGGUCGGUUCCCGAACUGGAACAGCUUUUUUAUUGGAAACAACUGAAGUCAUUGGCUGAACUUGGGAUAGCUUUGUGCGAUGUCUCGGUGCUUCCCUUAUCCUCCACCAGGAUUUGAAAAGAAGGCCAGGAACAAUCAGUCGUCGGAUUUAUUAGCAAAGGAGAAGCAGAAAGAGAGAAAACAUAAAAAGGAGAAGAGGGACAAAGAAAAGAAAGAGGGUAAAGAAAAGAAGCAUAAAGACAAGAACAAAGACAAACACAAAGAGAAGAAAGAUCGAAAGGAAAGGCACAGGGACAAGAAAAGGGACAAGGAAAAGAACAAAACAUCGGAUGGCAAAAGAAUUGAAAGAUGGGCUAGUGAUCAUAAUCAGCAGAAAGAUGAAAAAGGGGAAGCUGACCAAAUGCUUGAAAAUGCUACUGGGGUUGUCAUCUCCAAGGCUGAGGAAGCUAAUAAUUCCAAGUAUAUGGAGGAAUUGGACAGAAGGAUUGAAAUUGAGAAGAAAGCGGCAGCUAACAGGAUGCUUGAGAACAGUACUUGUUCAAUUCCAAAAAGGGUUGAAGGCUUGGGCAUCUCAAUUAGUAAAGAACAAAGGAAACCUGAUGGAGUUAGUCAACCAAUGGAGAAGGCUAACCAUAGACAUCAGUUGUCAAAAAACCACCAAGGGUUGCCCAAUGGAAACCAAAUGGUUACAAAAUUUAGCAAAGAACAAAGAAGACCUGAUGCACUUGGACAACCAGUUGAUAAAGGUAACUAUAACCACCAAAGUUUGCCUAAUAGAAAUCCGAUGGUUCCAAAUUUCAGCAAAGAGCAAGGAAGAGUUAAUGGGGUCAUCAAACCAGUGGAGAUGUUUAACCAAAAGCAUCAAGCUUUGCCCCACCGAACCCCGGCGGUUUCGAACUUCAUUAAUACUGAAAAAAGAAGAGUUGAUGAGAUUCCUCAAGCAGAGGACAAGGUCAAUUUUAACCAUCAUGCCUUGCUCCAAACUCCAGCAGAGAAAGAUGAGGUCAGAAGCAUUGAAAGGAAAGAGAAGGGAAAAGAUGGGGACCUGGAUAGAGAAAGAGAAGAGAAGAAAAAGAAAAGGAAGGAGAAAAACCGAGAUAAAGAGAAGGAAAAGGAAGAGAAGAAGAAGAGAAAGAAGGGAAGUGGUGAAGACAGUCAGAAAGAAAAUCAUACACGAAAAGAUACUGUAAGGGAUCAAGUAAAUAGUCUAAAUCUCAAGCCCCGAGCCCCUGAGAAUAGCAUCGAGAAUUUUGAUGGUAACUAUGGAAAUAGCAAGAAGAGGAAGGAAAUAGAGAUGAAUGGUUUUCUGCAUGAAUAUGAAGUGCCACCUAAUAAGCUUCUGAGACCUGCAUCUUCCUCUAAUCAGCAAAAUGGAAAGACAUUUGAGUUUCAUCAUAUUCAUACAGCUUCACCUUCAAUUAGGCAUAUGACCCCAAAUAACGUUAAAGCUGAAAAAGUACUGAAUAAUAAGGAACACAAAACUAAUGUUAGUUUAGUAGCUCGGCCAUCCCCAGCUGAUUCAAGGCCUUCACUUGCUGCUCCAAAGACUGGCGCAAUAAAUGGUACUGCAGCGGCACAGCCGCCAAUAGCUGAUUUGAGGCCAGAAAUUACAAAUGGCAUUGCAGUAGCUGAGCCAUCUCCAGCUGAUUCAAAACCUCUACUUCAUGUAAACAAUACCAUAAAGAGCAAUAAAGUCUUCACUAAACCAUCUCAUCCAGAUUCCAAGUUUCUCGAACGAGUAUAUUCCAUUCCCAAAAUCGAGCAAUUGCCUGAAUUCGACGAGCAAGAGUGGCUAUUUGGCGGUGAUAGCCGUCAGUCGAAGCCUAUGGAAGAGAUCGAAGCCAAAGAAACACCUGAAGUUUGGGCUCAGGGGCUGAAGAUCGAGUCAGCGGAUGUUUUCGCUUUGCCUUAUGUGAUCCCUUACUGAUAUAACAUCAAUAGUUUGCCUGUUUUAUUGAUUAGAUCUCUUCUUUUAAAUGGAUGUGUUGUAUGGUCCAAAAUGUUCGAUUGCUUUGAUGAUUUGAAUGGAACUUAGUUUCAUUUGA
Molecule: messenger RNA, 2826 nt
Organism: Asparagus officinalis (garden asparagus)
Lineage: Eukaryota; Viridiplantae; Streptophyta; Magnoliopsida; Asparagales; Asparagaceae
Product: myb-like protein X
Exons: 3
Coding region: 861-2708 (615 amino acids)
Source: RefSeq, a predicted model, not a curated record